Molecule: messenger RNA, 1173 nt
Organism: Apaloderma vittatum (bar-tailed trogon)
Lineage: Eukaryota; Metazoa; Chordata; Aves; Trogoniformes; Trogonidae
Gene: CCNDBP1
Product: cyclin D-type binding-protein 1
Exons: 9
Biological process (GO): regulation of cell cycle
Cellular component (GO): nucleus
Source: RefSeq, a predicted model, not a curated record
GUCAGUCAUUCAAAGUAACAUCACAGGAAGCUACAAAGCUGAGUCUGGCAUUUUCGAGGCCUCCACUGACUUCUGCAGAGGAGUGCCGGAAGCUGAGUGAAGAUGUCCAAAAUGCCAUUCUUGCAGUUGCCACAGUGUACUACUGGCUCCCCAAGGGCCAAGGUACUACUCUUCGGAAAAUGGUACGAGAUGCUGUCACUGAAGUAGUGGAAGGAAUGAUCCAACUCACAGAAACAAUUCUCAGUGCUCCAUUGGAGAGCUUGUCUCAGGAACAGCUUAUAUCAACUGGUGGUGUGUGGGAGGCAUGUGAGCAAGUGUCCAACCUGCCAAGAGAUAACCAGGCAGCAGUUGCAUCAGCUCUGUCUGCGUGUCUGGGUGUGGUCAAAGACGCGCUGGAGGAGAUGGAACAUGCUCUGGUGGAAGGGCAAGACCCCUACAGUGACAUCAUGGAAGAUGAAGAGCUGGGCUUUCGGGGCAACAGAGAUACCUAUUGGUCAGAAGCUGACCGGAAGCUACUUAGCUCCUGCAUGGGAUUAAUGAAGGCUUCUAAAGCUUGCCUGAAGAAGGUCUUGGGUGUAGUGAAGGCUUAUGGCAAAGCCGAUUCUCCAGAGCACAUUGCUCAGCUGGAUGAUCUUGCAGACAUUGCUAAUGAAAUCAGCCCAAGUGUUGAUGAGCUGGCACUGAGCAUGUAUCCACCUGUGAAUCAGCUGGCUGUACGACUCAAUGCUGCUAAGUUGGCCUCAGUAUUAAAUAAAGUCUUGGAGAUUACAAAGACAAGCCAUGUAUGUCCACCAUCAGAGGAAGGCUGGGUGCAAUUUCUAACUGGUGCAGUAGAUCACAACAUGAACAAAAUCAAGAACUUCACACAGGGUCAACUUUAGCACUUCCAUGUCUACGUGUGUUGGUGCCACUGGCUCUGGCAUAUGUUUUUCCAGUGAAUCUCACUGUUCUCCAGGUACUGGGAGAACAAUGAGAACAAUGUUUGUAGGAAAGAGCUUUAAUGCCCCUUGGUAAAACUUUCCCGGGAAGUUGCUCUUUGCCGUGGCAGAGGGUGUCAUUUUGCUUGGAUUCCUGGGGUGAUGUGGUGCUGCAUCUUAAUGCUCUGAACAUGCCCCAUUCCUCAGACCUUGCAACUACUAUGGGGUUCAAAGAACAAUAAAAUACUGCUAGAUU